Molecule: messenger RNA, 1149 nt
Organism: Saccharomycodes ludwigii
Lineage: Eukaryota; Fungi; Ascomycota; Saccharomycetes; Saccharomycodales; Saccharomycodaceae
Gene: MRX19
Product: Mrx19p
Exons: 1
Coding region: 1-1149 (382 amino acids)
Biological process (GO): potassium ion transport; proton transmembrane transport
Cellular component (GO): mitochondrial inner membrane
Source: RefSeq, a predicted model, not a curated record
AUGUCCCACAUCAGAUCACUCAAAAACCAAUUAUCGUUAAGAAUCAAUUCAUUCUCUUCUAAAUCUAGCCAAAAUACUCUAACGUCAAAGAAUAAAACUCAUCUGCUUAUAUCAAAAGGCGGCAACUAUUCUACUAUAUAUUCUAAUACCACAAGAAAAGUACGGGCAGAUACGAAAAUCAAUUCCUCCACCAUUGUUAGUAGCAACCCCAACCCUAACAACAACCCCAACAACAACACCAUCAGUGAUAUUAACAACAAUAGCAUAAAAAAAUAUUUAAAUGAACCAAUUAAAUUGAUAGUUGUACCAAUAAGUAAAGAUAAGAUAUUUUUAUAUUAUAAACAUGCUGAUUCAUUUUUGAAUAUUAACUCCAAAUUAAUUAAAUAUGAAACAAUACUUACAAAGAAGGCAACUAAAUUUUGGAAUAAUAUGGAGAAAUCCUCUAAAAAUAUUAAUAGAAAAAUUGUUGGUACAGUCAACAGACUAUUGAAUCGGAUCAAUUGGACUGAAAAUUCUUUAAUUACUAUACCUUCGGAAAGCUAUAUUUUAAAAAGGGUGUCAUCCACUGAAAAUAAUAUGAAAAUUACGUUACAAGAAUAUCUAAGAUUGAAAAAACAAAGCACAUCGGCCAAUGUUGCCACCACAACAGAAUUAAAGUUGAAUCCCAUUAAAGUUUAUUAUCCUGGUAGUCUAAUUACACCCAAACAAAUCGUUAAAGAUUGUAAUGAAUUGUGGAAAGAUGGGUUAAAACAACAUCAAAAAAAUAUAAUAACUUGCUUAAUAACUUUGCCGUUAACUUUGCCCCUAGCUAUACUUCCAAUUAUACCAAACAUUCCUGGCUUUUAUUUACUAUAUAGGCUUUACUGUAAUGUGAAAGCUUAUCUAGGUGCCAAACAUUUGAAGACAAUGUGCAAUGAACAGAAUGGUUUUAGAUUCAAAUUUGUUGAUCUAAAAGAAUACUCGGCUAUUUUCAAUGAAUCAGAACAUUUACAAAAAAAAAAUUUUAAAUUAUUGGAUGAAGAAACUUUGGCCAGGAUUGUUGAUAAAUUGGAAGUCCAAGAAAUUAAAGGGCAAUUGACAAAAGCAAUUAGACAGGAAAAGUCUCUUAAAGAAAAUAAUACCGAGACCAAAAAAAAAAAAACAAAAUAA